AGGCUCGACCGCAUCUUCAUAUCUCUGCUGUGGAGCGACCCGGUGGAGAUUGCCGGCGAGAAACCCGAGGAUGCGGGCCCGAACACGACCAGGGGCAUGGGCACCCGCUUCGACGCGCAGGUCACGGACAGUUUCCUGACAGGGAACGGCCUCUCGUGCCUCAUCCGCUCCCACCAGAAGCACGGCAACGGGUACGAGACCGAGUACAGCCGGGGCACCGCGCCCAUGGCGGUGACCGUCUUUUCCGCGAGCAACUACCCGGGGGGCGCGGGCGAGCACCUCCAGGAGCGGGCUGGAGAGUCGCUGUUGGAGCCCUUCGCGGAGCGGGCAGCUGGCUGCCAGCGAUCGCCUCGGGCGGUCGGCCAGCGCACGCCAGUUUCCGCCACGUUCGCUGGACAGCGUCUCGCCGCGGACUGCCUGCUGGCUCAGUUUCGCAAUCCGGCCUUGGUUCGCGCGGGGGCGCCGCUCACCGUUUCCUGGAGCCGAGCGGGGGCGUGCGCGAGGAGCUGGCGGGCUCGCUGGACAGGGAGCUGGGCGCGGCGUGCUGGCCUCUGCUGGCGGAGCUCGAGAGCUCGGCCGCCCUGGUACUCCGGCACGGCCUGGACUCGCCCCACGGCCUCUCCAGGCUCGCUCAGGAGCUGAACGACCUGUCGCACGUGCGCGGCUUCGUCGACAAGCAGAUGGCCGGCGACAUCGACAG
Prorocentrum cordatum is the source of this 700-nucleotide messenger RNA. The record is from the annotation of a GenBank genome assembly. NCBI's taxonomy places the organism in Eukaryota, Dinophyceae, Prorocentrales, Prorocentraceae.